CUUCCGAAGCGUGCUCCACGUACCUGAGCUGAAACACACACGUCCCUUACAGAUCUGUCUAUCAUCAGGACUUUAAACCUUGGUCUGAAGUGCUCAGUUUGAGAUGGAGCAAGCGUUUAAAGCCGUCACACGCACUCCAGGCAUCAUCAUCUGGAGAAUCGAGAAAAUGGAGCUUGUUGUCAUCCCGGAGAAAACUCACGGCAAUUUUUUCGAAGGCGACUGUUACAUUUUGUUGUGUACGAAGAAAUCAGGCAGCGUGCUGCAGUACAACAUCCACUACUGGAUCGGAGAGGAGUCAAGUCAGGAUGAACAGGGUGCUUCUGCUGUUUACGCGGUUCAGCUCGACGACUUUCUGGGCUCCAGUCCCAUCCAGUACCGUGAGGUCCAACACAAUGAGUCCAGCACCUUCAUUGGAUACUUUAAACAGGGAAUCAUUUAUAAAAAAGGUGGUGUGGAUACCGGGAUGAAGCAUGUGGUGACGAAUUCAAGUGACGUCCAGAGACUGCUGCAGGUGAAGGGACAGAGGAAAGUCUCCGCUAAAGAGGUGGAAAUGAGCUGGAAGAGUUUUAAUCUUGGAGACGUUUUUCUGCUGGAUAUCGGAAAAACAAUUAUCUUGUGGAAUGGGCCGAACAGCAACACACAGGAGCGACUGAAGGCGAUGAUACUGGCGAAGGACAUCCGUGAUCGGGAGCGAGGAGGCCGUGCUGAAAUCGGCGUGAUUGAUGGCGAUGCAGAGAACAAUUCUCAGGCAUUAAUGGAGGCUAUGUGUAACAUCAUUGGACAACGGCCGGCGAGUCUCCCAAAUGGAACUUCAGACGAACAAGCGGAUCAGGAACAAAUGUCUCAGGUCACGCUAUACCAUGUGUCUGACGCUGAUGGGGAAAUGAAGGUGAGAGAAAUCGCCAGCAGGCCUCUGGUGCAGGAAUUAUUAAGUCAUGACGACUGUUACAUCCUGGAUCAGGGCGGAGUCAGACUGUUUGUCUGGAAAGGAAAAAAAGCGAAUAAAGCUGAAAAACAAGCUGCCAUGUCCCGAGCUGUGGAGUUUAUUAAGCAGAAAGGUUAUCCUCACAGCACAAGCGUGGAGGUGGUUCAUGAUGGAGCUGAGUCCGCACUUUUUAAGCAGCUGUUCCAGAGAUGGAUUGUUAAAGAUCAGACUGUAGGGAUGGGACGCACAAACAAUGUGGGCCGAAUCGCCAAAGUGACGCAGGAGAAGUUUGAUGCCACGACGUUGCAUGUGAUGCCGGAGGUGGCUGCGCAGGAGAGGAUGGUGGAUGACGGAAAGGGGCAAGUGCAGAUGUGGAGGAUCGAGAACAUGGAGCUGGCAGAGGUCGACUCUCACCUGCAUGGGUACUUCUAUGGAGGCGACUGUUACCUCAUAUUAUACACGUACGAAGUGAACAGCAGGAAGAAUUACAUCCUCUACAUGUGGCUGGGUCGUCACGCAUCUCAGGACGAGUUGGGGGCAUGCGCAUUCCAUGCGGUGACGAUGGACCAGAAGUACAACAACCAACCUGUUCAGGUUCGAGUGACGAUGGGGAAAGAGCCGCGACACUUCAUGGCCAUGUUCAAGGGCAAGAUGGUGGUGUUUGAGGGAGGGACUUCUAGGAAGUCUGCAGAAGUCGAGGAACCCCCGGUGCGCUUCUUCCAGAUCUCAGGAACCGAUUCGUUUAACACUAAAGCCAUUGAGGUUCCAACUGUAGCAGCAUCACUCAACACGAACGAUGUGUUUCUGCUGAAGACUCAGAGAGCAGUCUACCUGUGGUACGGGAAGGGUUCAAGUGGAGAUGAAAGAGCAAUGGCUAAAGAGAUGAGUGCUUUUCUCGGCAAAGGCCUUUCAGAGGAAAUCAUGGCUGAGGGACAGGAACCCAUGGAAUUCUGGCAGAUUUUGGGAGGAAAAACUCCAUAUGCAAACGACAAAAGGCUGCAGCAGGCUGUGAACGAUCAUCAGCCGCGUCUGUUUGAGUGCUCGAAUAAAACAGGAAAGUUCAUCGUCACUGAAAUCUCUAACUUCAGUCAAGACGACCUAAACGAGACUGACGUCAUGUUGCUGGACACCUGGGAUCAGGUGUUCUUAUGGGUCGGACAGCAGUCGAAUGAGACGGAGAAGAAGGAAUCCAUUACCACGUGUCAGGAAUACUUGCGCACGCAUCCCAGCAUGCGAGAUCCCGAGACUCCCAUACUUCUCAUUAAACAGGGCUUCGAACCCCCGACAUUCACUGGCUGGUUCCUGGCCUGGGACCCGAGCAAGUGGAGUGGCGGGAACACGUAUGAGCAGCUGAGGGAGGAACUAGGCGUGGUCACAGAUGUGGUUACCAUCCCCAAAGCAGCACAAAUGGCUAAUGGGGUGGUAAGCAGUAAUCAGAACAGCAGUAAUCAAAGCAGCAGUAAUCAGAGCUGCGCUGCAGCUGGCUCAAUGCAGCCUGAAGUGUAUCAGGUGUUUCCGCUUGAGGAUCUCAUCAAAAAAUCAUCUGAGGAGUUUCCAGAGGGAAUCGACCACGCCCACAGAGAGAAACAUCUGUCAGAUGAGGAAUUCCAGUCCAUAUUCCAGAUGCCGAAAGACCAGUUUAACUCUUUGCCGAACUGGAAACAGCUGGAGCUCAAGAAGAAAAACGGAUUAUUUUGAACUUGUGUGUGUAUUUGUGUUUAUUUUGUCAGAAAUGUUGGACAGACACUGCUGUACAGAGUUAGCGUACAUGCUAAGAUGCUAGGCGUUAUCAGCAAUGUGACAAUGAAGCACUAAUCUGUAACCUAUGCGUAUGUGUGUGUGCUGAUCCUGAAUCACAAACCUUCUUAAUAUGAUAAAUUACAUAUUAUAUGUCUCUUAGAGACUGUCUUAUUUACUGUCUCUCAGAGAUUAUGACAGAUUACAAGACUCAUGAUGCUUUUAAAUAGUAUACACACAUCAGAAGGGAGUAUGUUUAACCAUUAGUGAUUGAUGUACUGUAGACUAAAAUUAUGUUCUUCCUAAUAAACAGGCACAAAAAUGGAGAAGAGCAAUAGUUUUAUGUGGAUACACCAUGAGGCCUUUCCUGAAAAACAUUUCAUCUAGCAUGCACACACACACACACAUAAAAGCAUGCUGUUUAGGAACGAUGCACUAGAUGUGCCCACAACGUUGUGUAGAAUUUAAUUGCAUACUCAUAAGCGCAUUUAAAAACUGUACGCCAUCUGUUGAAUUUUGGAAUGAACUAAAAAUAAAUUUCAC
Messenger RNA from Clarias gariepinus (North African catfish), 3205 nucleotides. It is a transcript of the gene avil, whose product is annotated as advillin. Gene Ontology annotation, biological process: actin polymerization or depolymerization; actin filament severing; barbed-end actin filament capping. Bases 104 to 2623 code for a protein of 839 amino acids. Gene Ontology annotation, cellular component: cytoplasm; actin cytoskeleton. Lineage: Eukaryota; Metazoa; Chordata; Actinopteri; Siluriformes; Clariidae. The transcript is spliced from 20 exons. The record is from RefSeq and is a predicted model, not a curated record. Gene Ontology annotation, molecular function: phosphatidylinositol-4,5-bisphosphate binding; actin filament binding.